UAUAGCCCGCCUGGUUUAGGUGGGAACCUCGGCAUCCUAGGGACCCGCCAUGCAGCUAGCCGUCACCAAACAACCUUCCUGCCCCACGAAUUACUCCGGACUCGAUUUUGUAAUCAAUCAAUUACUUAAGCGGUCACGUUCUUUCUCGUUUCAAAUAGGCUAAUUGGUUCUCGGAUCCACUAGCAUGAUACUGGAAAUUCUAAUAAAGGUUAACUUUAUUACUGGUUGGCAGUUGCAUGUAGGUACAUCCGUAUCAGUAUUGAGUGCUAACAAUUCCUGCCAAGACAAGCUAGUUUGAACCUCACAUGCAGGUAACAAAUUGUUAGUGACCUCAAACUCAGAACCAAACCUUCACAUUCCAGGAAGUCAUAGGCUAUCCUAUACACACCUAAUAAGCUGACAUAAUAAGUGAAGCAUGCAUUGGAACUCGCAAUCCCCUACCUCUUAUACAUACUUGAACCUUCACAUUGGGGAAUAAUUCACAUCGUUCAUACCAUUCAUAUCACGGGUCACAUGCCAGGGAUAUAAGGGUUAAUGAUAUGCAGUGCAUAUGGAUAGAUGCAGGUGCCUUGCAGCCUUCACCGAUAUCUACAGUCUCGCCUAAUUCUCAGUGAAUCAACUUAACAACUUGAACUGGACCUAUUCAAAGUAGUACGAGUCAACACAUCUCGUCAUUGCACUUAUUCAGACUUGGUGUUUCCAAGUCCUCGUAACAACACCAGCUUAUACGUACAUGUAUAGACCUCCACAAUGUCUACACGUCACCUCAUCCGUCACAGGCCAUGCCCCACGGCUCUGAUGCGACUACAGCAUCCCACGCCGAGAAUAAUGAGGCGUUUUCAAAGUACCGAGACACCAACGAGAUCUUCUUCAAGUGGCACUGCCGCUGUGUCUUUCGCCGCAGGGCUUACAUGUGCCUCGCUGGCAAGUUGGUACCUAUCACGUAGUCCGCAGAGUUCAAACUCUGCCAAGCCAUCAACUAUAUCAGAUAAGAAAAGAGACGAUAAGAGCCUCGACAUCCCAGACCUAAACGAGCUAGGUCUAUCCGACAAGAUCACCUACACCCCAACGCCCGACUCAGAAGGGGUCACGCAGCAGCUCAACGAGCACGCCUUCUCCCACCUCUUGGGCGGGAAGCUCGUGACGAGAUAUGACGGCACACAAGUAGCUUCCAACAGCCCGUGCGAAGACAGGUUUAUCCACGGCCACUUCGCCAACCCUAUCGACGGGAGCGGCGACGACUGGCUGACCUGGGGCGUCUUCGACGGGCACUGCGGCUGGCAGAUGUCGGACCUGCUAACGCGGCACCUGAUCCCGUACGUGCGGCGCGCCCUCGCCUCCGCCCAGUCCACAGGCAACAACGAAGAGGCCGUGCAGCAGGCCCUCAAGACGGCGUUCACGAGCCUCGACGACGCCCUCGUCAAGACCGCCCUCGACACGAUCGACGACAAAGACCUGUCCUUCGCCGAGAAGGCGCGCCGCCUCGAGGCCGCGUACGCGGGUGCCUGCGUGCUGCUCACGGUUCUGGACCCGCGGACGCGGACGCUGACCGUGGCGUCGACGGGGGACUGCCGCGCGGUGCUCGGCCGGAAGUCCUCCUCUUCUUCUUCUUCUUCUUCUUCCUCCGGCGACGACGGCGGGAAAUGGGUCGCCGCGGACCUGUCGACGGACUGCACGGGCGCGAACGCGGACGAGGUGGCGCGCCUCACGACGCAGUUCCCCGACGAGCCGGAGAUCGUCAAGCACGGCCGCGUCUGGGGCAUGCAGCCGUCGCGCACGUUCGGCGACGGCAUGUGGAAGUGGCCGGCGGCGCUCAAAGAAAGGCUCAGGAACUAUUAUAACGGGCUCAGCCUGCCGUCGGCGGCGCGCUACGGCGCGUAUAAGGAGGGCCCGUAUCUGACGGCCGAGCCGCUCGUCACGACGACUAGGAUACCGGACGACGCGCCCUCGUUCGUGAUCUUGGCGACGGAUGGGUUGUGGGAUAUGAUGACGAGCGCGCAGGCCGUGGAGCUCGUGGGGAAAUGGGUUGAGUGGCGGGAGAGGAGUCGUGGGAUAGGGAAGGGGGAGCCGAUUCAGCCGCCGACGAUGGAGUUUGGGGAGACGAUACUGGGGCGCAAGAGGCAGUGCAGGUACGAGGAGCAGAAGACCACGGUGCGGGAUGAUAAUGCGGCGGUUCAUCUGGUGAGGAACGGGCUCGGGGGUGCGGACGAGGAGAUGGUGAGGGGGGCGUUGACGUUUCGGUACCCGAAUUCGAGGGAUAUCAGGGAUGAUAUAACGGUUCAGGUUGUCUUCUUUGCUCCUGCCAAGGGACAGUAACUGAGGGUCCAAAGAAAGAGAUGGAAUGCGUAUUAUGGCUAGCAGGCGUUUCUAUACCAUACCAUGGGCGUUUCGGUUUCUUGCAGCAUUGGUAGAGAGCACGAAAAUACGGGACGAGUAAAUGGGUUAGACAUGUAACGAGCAUGAAUAAUGAACUAUCUAACGUUAUCGUUA
This is a messenger RNA of Annulohypoxylon truncatum, 2490 nucleotides long. RefSeq names its product protein serine/threonine phosphatase 2C. Gene Ontology annotation, biological process: protein dephosphorylation. Bases 751 to 2316 code for a protein of 521 amino acids. The record is from RefSeq and is a predicted model, not a curated record. Lineage: Eukaryota; Fungi; Ascomycota; Sordariomycetes; Xylariales; Hypoxylaceae. Gene Ontology annotation, molecular function: protein serine/threonine phosphatase activity. The transcript has a single exon.